This is a messenger RNA of Fundulus heteroclitus (mummichog), 1639 nucleotides long. It is a transcript of the gene grhpra, whose product is annotated as glyoxylate reductase/hydroxypyruvate reductase a. The transcript is spliced from 9 exons. NCBI's taxonomy places the organism in Eukaryota, Metazoa, Chordata, Actinopteri, Cyprinodontiformes, Fundulidae. Gene Ontology annotation, cellular component: cytosol. Bases 139 to 1128 code for a protein of 329 amino acids. The record is from RefSeq and is a predicted model, not a curated record. Gene Ontology annotation, molecular function: NAD binding; glyoxylate reductase (NADPH) activity; hydroxypyruvate reductase (NADH) activity.
CGCACUGGAGCACUUCCUGCCUUGAGCCUGUCUGCAAAAGUGCUGCAGACUGAAGGUUAAAUGGUUUGAAAGCUGCAGUAUUCCUUCGCUCUCUGACCCGAAAAGGACUUGGAAUCUCAUCUCGGCUGUUUGCCUGGGAUGAAAGCAAUGGGGGAACUGAUGAAGGUUUUCAUAACGAGGCGAAUCCCUCAAGAGGGAAUGAAGAUCCUGUCAGGAGCGACUGGAGUGUGUGAGGUGUCUCAGUGGGACUCAGAUGAGCCUGUCCCGAGGACAGAGCUCCUCAGAGGGGUCCAGGGAGCCCAUGGACUUGUGUGUCUGCUGUCUGAUAAGAUCGAUGCUGAGGUUCUGGAUGCUGCAGGCCCGAACCUGAAGGUGAUCAGCACCAUGUCUGUGGGGUUCGACCACUUGGCCCUAGAUGAGAUCAAAAAGCGCGGCAUACGCGUGGGUUACACUCCGGACGUCCUGACUGACGCCACCGCUGAGCUGACGGUGGCCCUGCUCCUGGCCACCGCUCGCCGCUUACCAGAGGGAGUGGAGGAGGUGAAAAACGGCGGCUGGAGCUCGUGGAAACCCCUCUGGCUGUGCGGUUACGGCCUCUCUGGCAGCACCGUGGGCGUCAUCGGACUGGGACGCAUCGGUAUGGCCAUAGCUCAGAGACUCGUCCCCUUUGGAGUUAAGCGACUGCUGUACACCGGAAGGGCAGCUAAGGCCCACGCUGCAGAGGUGAAUGGAGAGUUUGUUCCCCUGGACCAGCUUGUGUCAGAGAGUGACUUCAUCGUGGUUUCCUGCUCGCUGACGCCAGAAACUCAGGGCCUGUGCGACAAGGCCUUUUUCAGCAAGAUGAAAAAAACGGCGGUCUUCAUCAACUCCAGCAGAGGAGCUGUGGUGAACCAGGAGGACCUGUACGAGGCUCUGAGCGGCGGACAGAUAGCGGCGGCCGGGCUGGAUGUCACAACACCCGAGCCACUCCCAACCAACCACCCGCUUCUCACUCUGAAAAACUGUGUGGUGUUACCGCACAUAGGCAGCGCCACGUACUCGACCCGAGGCGUCAUGUUGGCGCUGACGGCCCAGAACCUGCUGGGAGGUCUGCAGGGCUCGGACAUGCCCAGCGAGCUCAGCUUCUAGACGCUGGAGACGAGCCGGCCGUGCCUCCUGCCUGCUCCGGUGCUGCAUGAAUAUUCAGUGAAAACCGUGAUGUAACAGCGAGGUAGGAAAAUAACGCUAGGAGUACUACGGCAGUCCAGACAUGUACUAGCAUCUGAAGAAUUUGGUUCGAUCAUAACUCGAACUUCUAGUGAAGUUCUUGGAAAGAAGGCUUAGCUCAUCCACCAUACCUCUGUGUCUAGUGAAAGAUCAUUUGUUGUUUUUUUUGUUUUUAGAAAAUAGUUCUAAUCUUGAAUAAUAAAAUAGAAUGAGUGUUUUGCUACCUUGUUAGAUGUGAUUCUUAUAAAAAUGAGCAUUGCUUGUGCUGAUCCGUGCUUUAUUCAGACAUUAAGGCUGCACAUCUGCACCUAUUAAACAGUAAAACGCUGUUUUCGGGGAGAAAAUAACUUCAGUGUCCAUUUUAUAUGUACAGAAACUUGUCUCUUAGCAUUUAAUAAAAGUGUCCUUAUUAAAUUAAAUUGAAUAAAGUGGA